AUGGGAUUUAAAAGCUUAUUGAAAUUGGAAGUUGAUGAGUUGCCUUCAUCACUUGGUUUAUUUGUUGUUAAAAGCUUUGAUAUAGAUAAAAAGGUACUAAAAGUUAUAAAUGGAGAAAUUAAGGUUGACAGACAAAGUGUGAAUGAGAUGCUUGGAAUUCCAAUCGGUGACCAAAAAGUGGAAGACCUUAGUUUUCGACCUGCAGAAGAUGAGUGUUACAGCAAAUGGAUAUCCCAAUUUCAUAAAGCAGAAAACAUUAGAUUGAAUGAUAUCACAAAUGCAAUUAUAUCAUCAAAAGAGGCUGAUUUCAACUUCAAACUCAAUUUCAUUGUUCUGUUUUGCAACACUCUAGUUGAAAGUACACCUGCAGGUAAAAUCAAUCAGAAUAUAUUAAAGAAGAUUUCAAGCACCACAGAUUUUUCAAAAAUUGACUGGUGUAGUUACACAAUUGACUCAUUGAUUAAUAACACAAGGUCAUAUGUAUCACACAAUUGUAAAGGGUACUUCUAUGGUCCACUGACAUACUUGCUGCUAUUAUAUGUUGACCAUGUUCAAUUCGAUGAAGAAAAUGAUUUACGAUUACGUCCAACAAUAAAAAAUUGGGAUUCUAUCAAAAUGAAAAAACGAGAAACUAGCGAAAUGAAAGUUGGAAUGUUUGGAACAGGAAAAAUUCUUGAAAGAUUGCAAAAUAUAACAGAUAAAAAGAUUGAGGAUUAUUUGUCAACUUUGACAAAAACUUUUGAAAGUCUUUGUAAGAAGAAAAGUAAGUUAAUAUCAACAUUUGAAGAAGCAAAAGAAAAUUUUCAGCAAAAUGAAGAUUUAAAAAAAUGGGAAAAAGUGUUAUAUGAAUUUGAUUUAGUUAAAAAAGAUAGAGUGCAACACAAAUUUUACAAUAUAGAUGGAGAACCUGACAAUUUGGAAAUUACUCAAAAAGUUCAAACAACUUUGGAAAAUCAACAUCUUCCAAAAGCAUGUGUUCAAGUCGAGCAUAUCAUUGAAGGAGAAAGACUUCGUAAACUUCUGAAUGAUUUGAGACAAUCAAAUUACAGUGAGCAAGAUAUCAUUUCGAUUCUUAAUAUCACCAAAGAACAACUUAAGGAAUUUGAUGACUUCUUUCAUAAAUCAAAAGAAAUCCCAAAGAAUAUGUCAGAAAAAGGAAUUGGUGAAGAAGAAAAUAAGGAAGAUAAUGAGGUCGAUAACAAAGAGCAUGUGGAUUACACAGAUGAGGUCCAUAAGACAGAGGAAGGAAGAUCUAGAAAAACUUCUAAAAUGAUCAGAACUAGAAAAACUUCUGAAAGGAUCACUGAGAGCAAGUUAAAAAAAAUUGUAAUAGAAAAAAAAGGAAUAUGA
Messenger RNA from Lactuca virosa, 1350 nucleotides. The record is from the annotation of a GenBank genome assembly. NCBI's taxonomy places the organism in Eukaryota, Viridiplantae, Streptophyta, Magnoliopsida, Asterales, Asteraceae.